This is a messenger RNA of Helianthus annuus (common sunflower), 3165 nucleotides long. Its product is annotated as wall-associated receptor kinase-like 8. Lineage: Eukaryota; Viridiplantae; Streptophyta; Magnoliopsida; Asterales; Asteraceae. Gene Ontology annotation, cellular component: plasma membrane. Gene Ontology annotation, molecular function: protein serine/threonine kinase activity; ATP binding; polysaccharide binding. The record is from RefSeq and is a predicted model, not a curated record. The coding region runs from base 10 to 3048 and encodes 1012 amino acids. Gene Ontology annotation, biological process: protein phosphorylation; cell surface receptor signaling pathway. The transcript is spliced from 4 exons.
UUUACAAAUAUGAAGUUAUUUCUAGCUUACCUGCAUGUACUCAUUUUUCUUCUAUUAACACCUGCAAUUGCAAGGUAUGCCAAAACAGGGUGCAGUGAUAAGUGCGGGAACGUAACGAUUCCUUACCCUUUUGGAAUUGGUGCGCAAUGUUCUGUCAAUCAAUGGUACAUCGUUGAUUGCAAAAACUCCACGCCAUAUCUAUCUGCACUCAACCACCUCGAAGUCUUGGGUGUAAACUUGGAAAAUAUAACCGUCACAGUUAGUAUGCCAAGGUUCUCUAACUGCCAGAACCCAUUUCGGAAGAGCAGUCAGACGAGGAGCAUCAAUCUUGGUAGGAGCCCUUUCUUGUUUUCCAAACCACGCAAUAAAUUUGUUUUGGAGGGGUGUGGUAUUGCUAUUAUGAUGAUGGAUAAUGGGAGUGUGGUCACAGGUUGUUCAACAGCUUGUCUCAAUGUUACACCUAGUGAUCGAAACAGUUGUUUUGGUAAUGGUUGUUGCCAAACUGCAAUUCCUCGUUAUCUAAAGUCGUACAGCAUUAACCUUCCCGGCUUGGAAAGGCAAGGGGAGGAUGGAGGUUGUGGGUCUGCCUUCUUGGUGGAUGAAACUUCAUAUCAAGGAAGGUUGUCUGAUCCCUUUAUUUUCAGGAAUAAUACCUCUUAUGUUCCUGUGUCGCUAUUGUGGACUCUAACAGAUUCAGAUUCCGAUCAAGUAACUUGUUGUCAUAACGGAACUGUGCAAAGAGCCACAGUUGAUAUAGUUAAUGGCAGUCGAGUGGAUACAUUGUUAUGCAGCAACCACUAUACACGAUCUUUAGAAGACAAUCCUUAUUUAGAUAAUGGAUGCGAUGACGAAGACCUUGCAUCCACUGCAAUUGCAAAGUACGCCAAGACAGGGUGCAAUGAUAGGUGCGGGAACGUGACGAUUCCAUACCCUUUUGGAAUUGGUGCGGAUUGUUCUCUCAAUCAAUGGUACAUCGUUGAUUGCAACAAGUCUACACCAUAUCUGUCUGCAUUCAGCCACCUAGAAGUCUUGGGGGUAGACUUGGAAGAUCAAAUAAUCACUGUUAGUACGCCAAAAAUCUCUGAUUGCCAAACUCCUCAGAAUAGCAGUCUGACAAUGAGUAUCGAUCUGGGUAAGAGCCCCUUCUUGAUUUCCAAAUCACACAAUAAAUUUGUUUUUGAGGGGUGCGGAACUGCUGCUAUGAUGGAUAAUGGGAGUGUGGUCACAGCUUGUUCAACGGCUUGUCUCAACGUUACACUUAGCGGUGAAACUAGCGAUUGCAUUGGAAUCCAUUGUUGUCAAACCGCAAUUCCUGGUUAUCUCAAGUCUUACAGCAUUAAGCUCACGGGCUCGGAAGAGGAAGAUGGAGCUUGUGGGUCUGCCUUCUUGGUGGAGGAUGAAAGUUCAUAUAACAAACGAAGGUUUUAUGACCGGCCAUUAAUUGUCAGGAGGAAUACCUCUUUUAUUCCGAUAUCACUUAUGUGGACUCUAACAGACUUCGAUCAAGUAACUUGUUGUUCUGAGUCUUCUGACAAAACCCCGACAAGAUUCCUUGUGGAUAUGUAUAAUGGUACUCCCUUGGAUACGUUGAAAUGCAACAUGAGGUAUUCAGAACCCGACCCUUAUUUAGCAGAUGGAUGCAAUUCGAACGUUUACAACGGUUAUGAUCAGCCGGUGUCGGAAGAGUGUAGAAGAUGCAAAGAUAGUGGAGGUUUAUGUGUCAAUAACGACAUAUAUGACCUUGACGGCUUACUUUUGGAGCAUAACUUCACUUGUUAUGAAUAUCCUACUUUUUAUCAUGAUCAAACUCCUUACUAUGAUAAUGAUCAUAAGGACAAAACAUCCUUGGGCUUAAUUCUAGGUGUUAGCAUAAGCAUGGGUGUAUGUUUUCUUGUUGCAAUUAGCUAUGUAUUGUUCACGGUGAUCAAGAAAACAAAAGAAAGGAGGCGGAGAAAGAAAUUUUUUAAACGCAACGGUGGUUUACUUCUAAAGCAACAAGAAGAAACUGACCCGUCUUUUGUUGAUAAAACCAUACUUUUCACAUCAUGUGAGUUGGAGAAAGCCACUGACAGCUUCAAUGAAAAUAGAAUUCUUGGCCGAGGUGGUCAAGGUACAGUGUAUAAAGGGAUGUUGGUAGAUGGAAGGAUUGUGGCAGUCAAGAAAUCAAAGAUAGUUGAUGAAAGCCAAUUAGAGCAGUUCAUCAACGAAGUGGUUAUCCUUUCCCAAGUCAAUCAUAGGAGCGUUGUCAAACUAUUAGGAUGUUGCUUAGAAACAAACGUCCCUCUGCUUGUUUCUGAAUUUAUUCCAAAUGGUACCUUGUAUGAUCUACUUCACAACAGAACUGACGAGCUCCCAAUUUCAUUGAACAUGAGACUACAAAUAGCUACAGAGGUCGCAGGAGCACUUGCUUACUUACAUUCAGCAACAUCCAUUCCAAUAUACCACAGAGAUAUCAAAACAACUAAUAUACUUUUAGAUGACAAAUAUAGGGCCAAAGUUUCUGACUUUGGGACUUCAAGGUUUGUCCCAAUAGACCAAACUCAUUUGACUACCUUAGUCAAAGGGACGUUUGGCUACCUUGAUCCUGAGUAUUUUCAAUCUAGCCAAUUUACCGAAAAGAGUGACGUUUAUAGUUUCGGAGUUGUUUUGCUUGAACUGAUAACCAGAGAAAGACCAAUUUCCUUAACUCGAUUUGGUGAACAUAGAAGUUUGGCUACACACUUCACGUUGGCUUUGGAGGAAGGGCGCGUAAUGUCUAUACUUGAUGCAACAGUGAUUAAAGAGGGUACAAGGGAAGAACUUAUGACCGUAGCUAACUUAGCAAUGCGGUGCUUAAGUAUUAUUGGAAAAUAUAGACCGACAAUGAAAGAGGUAGCCAUGGAGUUGGAAACCAUACGAACUUCUCACAUUCCAUCUACGAUUCAAACAAAUCCCAUCCUGUAUGGGGAGGAAUUAUCAAUGAUAACUGAUGGCGAAUUAUCAUCAGCAUUCUCGAGUGACGAACCAUCAUCAACAUUCUUAAGUUGUAAUGAUAGCAGUAUUCAAUGAUGCAAAAAAAAAAAAAAAAAAAAGCUUGGCUGUUGUGUUUGUUUGUUCAAUUUAUGUUCUCGUGGAAGCAAUGUAUUUUCAUUUUCUAUAUACAAGUACGCAUUUCAUUUUUUUUAA